CUGCCCGUCAUGUCCGACACCGAGUCGGAGCGGGACUGGGAGAGCUUACUCAGCGAACCCCUGCCCGUGCUAUCCCGGCCGCUCAACGCGCUGCGCCGGUCUAACGCGGUCCCGAGCGAGGCGGAGGUGCAAGCGAUGGAGGCGUUUCUGGAGGAGUGCGAGGACCGUUCCUACGCUAUCGAAGACGCCAUCGACACGCUGAGAGACAGACACAGGGUUCUGCAGCGCACGAUGAAGAAGUGCCGGCGGGUGUUCUCCACGGUGCGCCGUCUCCCGCCCGACAUCCUGGGCGAAAUCGCAGGGCAUAUACGCGAUCGGAGCGGCGCUGUUGUCCCGCCGUGGGAGAUGUCACGCGUGUGUACGAGCUGGCGGUUGGCCUUGACGCGCUUCCCAUCGUUGUGGACGGCCCUUGCGACGGCGGAAGGGGAGAGCGGGAAGCUCCGGCUUCAGGUGGAACGCGGUGGUAAUGCUUUGCUACGCGUGAGAAUCGCGCCUCGUAGCAAGGAGGAGAUCGACUCACAUGUCGAGCUUAUCGUGCCCCAUACACAGAGGUGGGGGACGCUCCUGCUUGGCGCUCCGGAUUAUUCGGAGUUCACAACUGGCCGGCCCUUCCGUCGUGAAUUCUUGGAGCUGAUCCUGCCGCCUACAGCAACAUAUGAGCGCAUGUCGGAGCUCGUCCUGUGCUCCGAGCUCAUUCCUUGGAACACCUUCAAUGUCGCGGCGACAUUCCCCGCAUUACGCAAGCUAAGCAUGCUCAGGCUUUCUCGGUCGCCACUCACGACGGUGUUCCCCUGGGGCCAACUCACUCAUUUCUGCACGCAUGUCUCCAACAUCGACCCCGUCCACGUGCUCAGGAACGCUCCCAACCUUAUCCAUUUCGCAGCCAACGGCAGUCCGUCCGAAAACACUGACCAGACAGUGUUCACGCUCGCGCAUCUGCGCAGCAUCUAUCUCUCGACAGAGUACACCGGACUCUUGCCCCUUCUCGUCGCCCCGGCGCUUCAGGUAUUGGCGGUGCUCCCCUGGGCCGGCAGCAGGGCCAACGGGCUGUCCAUCAUCAAGCCCUUCCUGGAGCGUUCCUCUCCCCCACUGACCACACUCGUCCUCGAGAUGGGGAUCUGGUCGAUUGAUUUUAUUGAUUGGGACUUAGACGACAAGCUAGUUUCUCAAGAUUUGCGUCCAGUCUUGCGUCUCUGUCCCGUGCUUGAAUACCUGCUGCUGUACACCAGCCCCGGGCGGAACAGGGAGACUGGCCCCAGCGCGGAGACACUUGAGCCGCUGUUCACCGCGCUGGAGCGCGAGGACGGGCUGUGUCCGCGCCUCACGCACCUACUCCUCGGCGUCGGGAGCGCCCGGAGGCCCCACCGGGAGGGCUUCCGCUAUGACUUUGACGACUACGACUCGGACACGCCGGAUGCCGGCGUGGGCCGUGCCUUUCGGAGCAUGCUGCGCCGCCGUGCGAGCGCGCCCGUGGACGCCGCAUACGCGCGUCUGCGCUAUCUCCGGCUGGGCCAAGAGGACAAGCAGCUGCUCGAGCCAGAUGGCUUCGACUCCGACGAGGAGGACGAGGCGUUCCGGGUGCCAAAGGGGAUGGAUGCGCGCAUUGUUCAGCAAGAGGAGUUGGUGGAUGUCGCGGUGGAGUGGCGCGGGUUCCCGUUGGACUGGACCGCGAGCAUCCGGUCGGGGUACUAG
Mycena indigotica is the source of this 1692-nucleotide messenger RNA. RefSeq names its product F-box domain-containing protein. The transcript is spliced from 2 exons. Lineage: Eukaryota; Fungi; Basidiomycota; Agaricomycetes; Agaricales; Mycenaceae. The record is from RefSeq and is a predicted model, not a curated record. Bases 10 to 1692 code for a protein of 560 amino acids.